CAGCCUCGGGGCGGGGAGGCCGGAGCUCCCCUACGCUGGCGCGGAAGCGGGCGUAGGGGCGCGUACCCCGGUGCCCGGCGGCUGCCCGCGGCCUCCCGAGCGCCCUCCCGGGCUCCAUGCGCGACCAUGGCGCAGAGCCUCCGGAGCUGGCUGGGCGGCUGCCUCCUGGUGUCAGCACUAGGAACGGUGCCACCUCCUGAAAAUGUCAGAAUGAAUUCCGUUAAUUUCAGGAACAUUCUACAGUGGGAAUCGCCUGCUUUUCCCAAGGGGAAUCUGACUUUCACAGCUCAGUACCAGAGUUAUAGAAAAUUCCAAGAUAUAUGCACAAGUACUGUCUUGACGGAAUGUGAUUUCUCAAGUCUUUCCAAGUAUGGUGACCACACCUUGAGGGUCAGGGCUCAAUUUGAAGAUGAGCAUUCAGACUGGAUAAACAUCACCUUCUGUCCUGUGGAUGACACCAUUAUCGGACCUCCCAGCAUCCAAGUAGAAGCACUUGCUAAUUCUUUACAUAUGCGUUUCUUAGCCCCGAAAAUUAAGAAUGAACCUGAAACAUGGAGCAUGAGGAAUAUUUAUAACUCAUGGACGUAUCAUGUGCAAUAUUGGAAAAAUGGCUCAGAUGAAAAGUUUCCACUUACUGGUCAGUAUGACUUCGAGGUCCUCCGAAAUCUUGAGUCACAGACAACUUAUUGCGUUCAAGUUCGAGGGUUUCUUCCUGAUCGGAACAAAACUGGGGAGUGGAGUGAGCCUGUCUGUGAGCAAACAGCCGCUGAUGGUGUCUGCGUACCAACGUCAGGCCUUUUGGGGCCUUUUUGUUACUUAAAGAUGUCCAGAGGUUCCACCAGCUCAGACCACAAAAGGAUGCAUACAUGCAGGUCCGCUCCUGACCAUUUUCAUGUACGGAGGCCCUCCUGGAAGCAAGGUGCUGAUCUGGGGGCUACAGAAAUACAAAGGAGAGUAAUAAAGAAUGCCCUCCAGAGAGAGAGCAAAACUUUUCAUCUUCUGUGUCACUGCAGUUCUGAGGCAAAUGCACUGCUGUCAUCACAGUGAUUCAUCAUUUCAGCUCAUCAAGUUCUUCGUGAAUGUUGUUUUUUGUCCUUGAACAUAGCUCUCUCCCUGUUUUGCUUUGUCUCAUCAACUGAUGUGCUGGUAGGAGGUUCAGGAUCCUUACCAGUUUGUUGUUUAAACUGUUGGUGUGUCUAGGAUAUACCUUCCUCUAGACCACUUAACUAGUUGCUUACUGGUCACCAAUCCAUCUGAAUAUAGUGGAUUAUUACGUAAGCUAUUUUGUUUUACUGUCCACAAAGUCACCAUGAAAGACUUUGGCAAAUAUCAGCUGAAAUUGACACCCAGUGCCAAGUGCAGCAUUGUCACAACUGUGUCCCAUGAGUGAUUAUGGGAUAUGUCUCAAAACAAGAGCCUGGUAGUCAGAUGUGCUUGGAAAUGAUGGUACGCCACAUUUCUCUCUCAGAAAAGUCACCCUAUAUAUUAGCAUUUUUAGCAUAUUUGAUCUUUCAACAUCUUUUUUGAGGAUGAGCAUUCCAAGGAAAACAGCUUGGGAAAAACCAGCCCAUAAUGUGCCAUAAUUUACCAACAAGUAACCCUGUCCAAAAAAGGAAAGGCAGCCACUUGGAGCUAAUUUCUUCUCGGUGUCCUCAUGUUAUUAUUUUUUGUUAUUGUCCUUAUCUUUCUUAAGUAUUUGUAAUUAGCCACUUAACCAUCCAUUCCAGAAUGUUUGUAUUUUUUUCUGGAUAUCACAUCAAGCUUUCCAGCCUGGAGUUUCCUGAAUCUUGUUGGGUAUUUUUCCCUCUUUUUUUUUUUUUUUUUUUUUUAUCGGUACGCGGGCCUCUCACUGCUGUGGCCUCUCCCGUUGCGGAGCACAGGCUCUGGACGCGCAGGCUCCGCGGCCAUGGCUCACGGGCCCAGCCGCUCCGCGGCAUGUGGGAUCUUCCCGGACUGGGGCACGAACCCGUGUCCCCUGCAUCGGCAGGCGGACUCUCAACCACUGCACCACCAGGGAAGCCCUCCCUCGUUUUGUAAACGCACAAAUUACUUGCCUGAAUCUAGGAAUCUUUCACCUCACCCAGGCACGUGAUCUUUUCAGUGCCACCCGAAGCUGUUCUACAAUCAUGUUAAGCAAAUAUUCUCAGGAAUGCAGAGCCAUGUAGAAGAUGGAAAGCCUUGCUGUCUCUCUGGAGGGAAUUCUCUGUCCGUCUCCUUUCUUUUUCUGUAGUUCCCUGUCCAGUGCCACGCCUCUAUCUGAGGCUGAGCCGACCUGCCUGUGUUCCUCCUGCGGUGGCUAAGCCUCUCAACAGCACCGUUAAAUAACAAGAGCUUAUCUUUUUAUUCCUUUCAUGAAUCAUUUGUGCUU
Mesoplodon densirostris (Blainville's beaked whale) is the source of this 2368-nucleotide messenger RNA. RefSeq names its product interleukin 10 receptor subunit beta (gene IL10RB). The record is from RefSeq and is a predicted model, not a curated record. Gene Ontology annotation, molecular function: protein binding; interleukin-10 receptor activity. NCBI's taxonomy places the organism in Eukaryota, Metazoa, Chordata, Mammalia, Artiodactyla, Ziphiidae. Bases 127 to 1047 code for a protein of 306 amino acids. The transcript is spliced from 6 exons.